This is a messenger RNA of Monoraphidium neglectum, 660 nucleotides long. Its product is annotated as Chaperone protein dnaJ. Bases 1 to 660 code for a protein of 219 amino acids. Lineage: Eukaryota; Viridiplantae; Chlorophyta; Chlorophyceae; Sphaeropleales; Selenastraceae. The transcript has 5 exons. The record is from RefSeq and is a predicted model, not a curated record. Gene Ontology annotation, biological process: protein folding.
AUGUCGCGAGCAGCGGACGGCACUGCGGCCGGGGGGGCUCACGGUGCCGCCGUCACCCCCGCGGCCGUCACCUUCCGCGCCGCGGCCCCCCCGCAGGAGGCUGCCAAGGGGACGACCAAGCGCAUCAGCCUGGCCGGCAUCCAAGGGGUGUCCUCGGCGCCGCUUGACGUCGACAUCCCGGCUGGAGUAGACUCGGGGCAAACUAUCCAGGCGCGCGUGCCGGCGUCCGCGCCGGGCGCGCCCGGCGGGCGCAUGCGGAUUCUGCUGCGGGUGGAGGUCGAGCCGCACCCCCUCUUCCAGCGCGAGGGUGUCCACGUUCACAGCAGCUUGGAGAUGCGGCUAGCGGAGGCCCUCCUCGGCAGGUCUGUUUCAGUGCCGACCAUUGACGGCAUGGCCUCGCUGAGCGUGCCGCCGCUGACUCAGAACGGGGACGUGCUGCGCAUGCGCGGCAAGGGCGUGGCCGACCCCCGGGGCAGGGGGCGCGGCGACCAAUUGGUUCACAUCAGGGUCGUCCGGCCGAGCCAUUUGACCGAGCGGCAGCGGCAGCUCCUCCAGGAGUUUGACCGGGACGCGCAGCAGCAGCAACAGCAGUCGGGGCAGCAGCAGCAGUAUCACCAGCAGCAGCAGCAGCGGUCGCAACGCGGCGGCGGCAGUAGAUAG